This is a messenger RNA of Heteronotia binoei (common prickly gecko), 3816 nucleotides long. It is a transcript of the gene STARD13, whose product is annotated as StAR related lipid transfer domain containing 13. The transcript is spliced from 14 exons. Gene Ontology annotation, biological process: actin cytoskeleton organization; signal transduction; regulation of Rho protein signal transduction. Bases 242 to 3529 code for a protein of 1095 amino acids. Gene Ontology annotation, molecular function: protein binding; GTPase activator activity; lipid binding. Lineage: Eukaryota; Metazoa; Chordata; Lepidosauria; Squamata; Gekkonidae. The record is from RefSeq and is a predicted model, not a curated record.
GAUCAUGUGAGAGGAGCUGGAAUCCUGAAUUGUAGCUUUUGGCACUCCUCUUUUCCCUCUUCUUAAACGCUUGCUCUUUUCAGCUCCUGUGGACUUCUUGCCUCACUUUGCACUGUCUUCUGAUCAGACUCAGCAAUGGGACUGUGUUGGUGGUGACUUUUUUUUAAGGGGACAGAGGUCUCUAGGCAGGUGCCCAGUAUUUCAGAAUCAGGUUGUUACUGUGUCAACAGAAGGCCAAGAAAUGUACAUGCGAUUUGAUCAGGCUAGAAGACGCUCUCCGUACAGGAUAAGUAGGAUAUUAGCACGCCAUCAGCUUCUGACUAAAAUUCAACAAGAAAUUGAAGCAAAGGAAGCGUGUGACUGGUUGCGAGCUGCUGGAUUUCCACAAUAUGCACAGCUCUAUGAAGAUUCCCAGUUUCCUAUUGACAUUGCAGCUGUGAAGAAAGAUCAUGAUUUUCUUGACAAGGAUCUUGUAGAACCUCUUUGUAGACGAUUGAACACAUUGAACAAAUGCACCUCAAUGAAACUCGAUGUGAAUUUCCAAAGGAAAAAGGGUGAAGAUUCUGAUGAAGAAGAUCUCUGUGCUAUCAGUGACAAAUGGACUUUCCAGAGGACAAGCCGACGAUGGUCUCGGGUAGAUGAUAUUGACACCUUAAUUCAUCAGUCGGACAAACAUGGGCCCUCAGGGGACAUUAAAAUUAAAAUCACAACUAGCAGUGAAAGUGUACUAACUGAUCUGAGUGAGCCUGAGAUCUCUUCUCUUCACAGUGAAAGUAGCGGGGGAAGUGACCACAGGAGUCAGUCCGGAAUCAGCAGCCUUCUCAGGGAGACAUUUGACUGUUCAGGACAAUACUUUGUAGAAAGCACCAUUGCCCAUGACUCUACUUCAGUAGGCGGUAUCCCCCUGCAGCCUUCAGAAAACUCUGGGAAUGAGAGACCAACACGGACCAGAGCCAAAACCUUUCUAAAGCGCAUGGAGACACUAAAAACCAAAGGUACACAUGGCAAAUUUAAAGUGUCUGGAAGGAAUAGUGGCUUAGUAAUAAGCCAACCAGUUCUUCAGCAUGAACCAAAAACCCUGAAGGAUAUGCAAUGCAUGCAGAUAGUGAAUGGAGACCUCCAAGGUGUGACAGCACUAGAGGCAGUCAAGCAUGGGCUUGCCUUCUCCACUAAGUCCAGUUGUGAGAGUAGCCAGUCAGAGAUCAGCAGCAGUGGAAUAAGCACUCCUUGCUUGAAGGAACGCAAAUACCAUGAAGCAAAUAAACGAGGCGGCAUGUACCUGGAGGACCUGGAUGUUCUUGCAGGAACAGCCUUCAGGCAAGUGGUAGACCAAAAUCGCAAAAAUGAAUUUCAUUCACAAGAAAACCUAGUUGUUCAUAUUCCCAAAGACCACAAACCUGGAACAUUUCCUAAGGCACUUUCCAUUGAAAGCCUCUCUCCUACAGACAAUAGCAACAGUGUGAACUGGAGGACAGGAAGUAUUUCAUUAAGCAAGCAGAAAUGUUCAGCACCUAAAGAGGCUAGUCCUCUUGCUUCCUGUCCAAAAGAGAGUCGGGUUAGCAUUUAUGACAAUGUUCCAGGUUCUCACUUGUAUGCCAGCACUGGAGAUCUUCUGGACUUGGAAAGAGAGAACCUUUUUCCACAUCUGGACGAUAUUUUGCAGCACGUCAAUGGACUUCAAGAAUCUGUGGAUGAUUGGUCAAAAAAUAUAUUGCCAGAGCUGAAAAACAAUGAUUUAUCAAUUAGUGAGCAUGGGACCUUACCAUUCCAGUCACCAUCCAAGAUUGCAUUAGACUUUGAACAGAAUUCUGUGUCUGAUGGCCGGACAACACCUAGUGAUGUGGACAGAGAUGGGACCUCUCUUAAUGAAUCAGAUGCUACAGGUGUCAGGGACAGAAGAGACUCUGGUGUUGGAGCAUCUCUCACCAGGCCAAACAGGCGAUUACGUUGGCAUAGUUUCCAGAUCUCUCAUCAGCUGAGCCAUACCAUAGGAUCGCUGCAGAUCAGCAAUCAGUCAGCUUCUCAAUUAAAUCUGCUACAAAAAUUCUCCUUGCUUCGCCUUACUGCCAUCAUGGAAAAAUACUCCAUGUCAAACAAGCACGGCUGGACAUGGUCUGUGCCAAAAUUCAUGAAGAGAAUGAAAGGUCCAGACUACAAGGAUAAGAAUGUUUUCGGUGUGCCUUUAAUAGUCCACGUUCAAAGAACAGGGCAACCCCUUCCACAAAGCAUACAGCAAGCCUUACGUUAUUUACGUAACCAGUGCUUGGAUCAGGUGGGCCUUUUUCGGAAGUCCGGUGUGAAAUCCCGAAUACAGGCUCUACGGCACAUGAAUGAAAGCUCCCCUGAAAAUGUCAACUAUGAAGACCAGUCAGCCUACGAUGUGGCAGAUAUGGUAAAGCAAUUUUUCAGGGACCUUCCAGACCCACUUCUCACUAGCAAGCUAGGAGAAACCUUCCUCCAUAUAUACCAAUAUGUUCCAAAAGAACAGCGGCUUCAGGCAGUACAGGCUGCCAUUAUGCUGAUGUCAGAUGAAAACAGGGAGGUUCUGCAGACCCUGCUAUGUUUCCUGACUGAUGUCACCUCAGUAGAAGAGAAUCAAAUGACUCCUAUGAAUAUUGCUGUGUGCUUGGCCCCUUCUCUUUUUCACCUCAAUAUAAUAAAGAAGGAAAGCUCACCACGAGUAAUACAGAAAAAAUAUGCAACCGGGAAGCCAGAUCAGAAAGAUCUCAGUGAAAACCUGGCAGCAACUCAGGGACUUGCUCAUAUGAUAACAGAAUGUGAUAAACUUUUUGAGAUCCCACAUGACAUGGUAGCCCAGUCUCGGAAUUCAUAUGUAGAUGCUGAAGUGCGUUCUCCAACUCUGGAGGAACUGGGGAAGCAAAUGGAUGAAGAAGGUGGAAAUUAUCAGGCCUAUCUUGAAAGUGUUGUGCAGAACCUCUGUAAAGAAGCCAAGGAGAAAUUCAAAGGAUGGGUCACCUGUUCCAGCAUAGAAAAUACAGACCUCUCCUACAAAAAGGUUGGAGAUGGAAAUCCACUAAGGCUGUGGAAAGCAUCUGUGGAAGUUGAGGCUCCUCCCUCUGUUGUACUCAACCGAGUGCUAAGAGAGCGCCAUUUGUGGGAUGAGGAUUUCUUGCAAUGGAAGGUCAUUGAAACCUUGGACAAGCAGACUGAAAUCUACCAAUAUGUUUUGAAUAGUAUGGCUCCCCAUCCUGCCAGAGACUUCUUAGUCUUGAGGACAUGGAGAACAGACAUGCCCAAGGGGAUGUGCGUAUUAGUGACUGUCUCCGUGGAACAUGAAGAAACCCUUCUGAUGGGAGGUGUGCGGGCAGUUAUUAUAGAUUCUCAGUAUUUAAUAGAGCCUUGUGGCUCUGGGAAAUCUCGCCUGACACAUAUCUGCAGGGUUGACCUCAAAGGUCAUUCACUGGAGUGGUGCAAUAAAGUCUUUGGGCACCUGUGUGCAGCAGAAGUUGCCAAUAUCAGAAAUUCAUUUCAACCUCUAAUUGCUGAGGGACCAGAAACAAAAAUCUGAGUGAUGGGGAUAUUCUCUGCAUGCAUUAAAGCUGUGGUAGGAUUUCAGCCUACAUUUGUGCAAUAGCUAAGCAAUGAUUGCUUGGGAAAUGCUGCCCUUGUCCGGAAAAAGUCACCCACUUACCUCCGUGACCCUCAUCUGUUUUCCUUUGCUGAAGAGCACUUUGCCAAGAAUUUCUUCAUACUUUAAAAGUACAUCAUUGCCCUCAUGUCUGUAUUGCAUAAUUCUAAUAUUUAAAAGCUUCUAAGAAGCUUAUUUUAAAACUGUAAAUAAGAGAUUUAAAAGUG